AUGACGGUAUUUCAUAAAAAUAACAGUAUGGACGACUCUGACGGCGAAAACCAACGACCUUUUGAAUGUAGUGCAAGUGGUGAAGAGACAACUUUCAGAACACGGAGACGCAGGAAUUAUAACAGAGAACGUUCAGAGUACUCUCGACGUGGAUCUGUCUCUCCUGGUGCCAACUCAGGUGAUGAAUACGAUGUCGGAUUCAAAGAUGAGAAAAUGGAUGCCGAUUUUGCUCUUCUUCUGAAGAGAACUCGAGGUUUCGAGAUAAGACCAGUACGAGGAGAUGGGUCAUGCAUGUUCAGAGCUGUUGCUGACCAACUUUAUGCUGAUCAAGAAAUGCAUGGAGAAGUAAGAAGACUUUGCAUGGAUUACAUGGCUCGUAAUCGAGAACAUUUUGCUCCAUUUGUUGCUGAAGAUUUCUCGUCCUACCUCGCUCGCAAGCGCAGGCUCGGACAGCACGGGAAUCAUGUGGAAUUACAAGCCAUUUCAGAGAUGUGCGCUCGUCCAAUAGAAAUUUACGAAUACAGUGAAAUCCCUCGAAACAUCUUCUAUCCAGCGAUAAACAGACUGGAAGUGCUGGUGCCCAUUCGUCUGAGCUAUCAUGGUUCCUCUCACUACAACUCUGUCGUAGAUCCAUACGCUCCUGCUGUUGGAGUGGUAGGGUUACCUAACUAUGCUUCGCCCGGAGCCAACAAUGUACGACAAGCUGUCAAAGACAGCAGUGAUGAAUGCGUGGAGCAAGCGAUAAUGCAGAGUCAGCUUGAACUCACAGAUCUAGAACGAACUGAGAGGGAAAUCAUCGAGCAAGUUGAGCGUGAUUCUCGCCUGGAUUACAUAGCAAACGAAGGUGCUGAGCCUUCACCGCAGACUUCGUCUAACCUUUAUGAGGAGCUUCUGGCUAUCCAAGAGUGUGGUGGAUGGCCGGACAACGAAAUGGACGAAGAUUGUGCGCUUGCCCAAGCUUUAGCGAUGAGCGAAGUAGCCUAUAUGCAAGAACUUCAGCUCAGAUUCGGUUGUGAUUUUGAGGAUACUAACAACAAUGACAGGAGAGCUUAAUUUGUGUCGGUAUUUCAUAUGCGUUUCAAAUAUUAUUUAUAUGCUCAUUUACAGUGUUUGUGGAUAGUUCGCUAGUUGUCGAUUGCCUGCUGUCAUAAUGUGCUUUUAUCGAGUGAGGCCCUCACCUUUGUGAUGUAUACGUCCAAUAAUUAAGCUUUCAUCUCAUUCACGUUUCCUGGUAGCUGGUAUUCCUUUCUUUUCUGCAUGACAUUUCAGGAGGGCUUUUAUGAGCAUAAUUAGGACACGUGUUUGAUCAGCAUUAAUACUUUGUACCCAGUUCUCUAACUUGUGAUAGUAUCAUGUUACAUGGAGUUAUUCGAAUAUAUCCAGUGCAUCUUAAAUUUACACUAUGUGCAUAGUGAAAUUUUGCUGUCUUCUUGUCGAAAUCAAUAAAAAUUGGUCUACGGGAU
Messenger RNA from Cylicocyclus nassatus, 1463 nucleotides. Lineage: Eukaryota; Metazoa; Nematoda; Chromadorea; Rhabditida; Strongylidae. The record is from the annotation of a GenBank genome assembly.